This is a messenger RNA of Erigeron canadensis, 2157 nucleotides long. Its product is annotated as pentatricopeptide repeat-containing protein At2g38420, mitochondrial. Lineage: Eukaryota; Viridiplantae; Streptophyta; Magnoliopsida; Asterales; Asteraceae. The transcript has 3 exons. Gene Ontology annotation, molecular function: protein binding. Bases 107 to 1699 code for a protein of 530 amino acids. The record is from RefSeq and is a predicted model, not a curated record.
UAUCCGGAACCAAACCCAAUGCAACCAUUUCAUCGAACAAUUAACAACCGUUCACCACAUUCAUACUCCCCUUCACAAAUCACCCCAAAUAACAUCGCCCAAAUUCAUGUUAAAAUCCUAUUUCAAAACCCCAGCUCAUUACGCAACAAAACCCCCCAAAUUCAUCACCACUUUCUUCUUCAGAACAUUAUCAUCAUCACCACCAAGAAGCAAAUACCACAAUUAUUACUUAAGAAAUAGAAGAAAAUGGCCACACCCUAUUUACAAAUCUCGUUGGCACCAAAAACUCAGCCAACAACACUCAAUGCAAUCACUCAAACACCAAAUUUCAUCAUCACAAUCAACACCCUUAAAUUCCCUCAUAAAUUCUUUUUCUUUAUACAAUUGUGACCCAACUCCUAAUUCUUACCAUUUUAUCCUUAAAACCCUUUUCAAAACCCCAAAUUCCCACCACCAGAUUCAAUCUAUCCUUACCCAUCUUGAAAAAGUUGCAAACUUUGAAACACCCGAAUCGAUUUUCGUCGAUUUGAUUGAGUUUUAUGGAAAUAAUGGUAUGUUUCAAGAAUGUGUUGAUGUUUUCUUUAGAAUGCCUAGGUUUAGAUGUAUCCCUAGUGUUGUGUCUUUUAAUUGUUUGUUGUCGGUUUUGUGUAAGCGAAAAGAGGGGCUUGUUGUUGUCCCACAAGUUUUGGUUAAAAGUAGGUCGAUGAAUGUUCGAGUUGAGGCGUCGAGUUUUGGUGUUUUGGUUAAGGGUCUUUGUAGGUUUAAGAAGCCGAAAAUGGCAAUUGGGUUGUUUUAUCAUAUGGUUGAGAAUGGGAUUGAGGUUGAUCAAGCUAGUUUUUCGUUGGUUUUGUUGAGUUUGUGUCGGGAAAAGGAUUUGGAGUGUGACGAGGUUAUGGGAUUGGUGGAUGAAAUGAAGGGAUUAGGGUUUCGUCUAGGAGAGAGAGAUUGGGGUAAUGUGAUUCGGUUUUUGGUGAAACGAGGGAAAGGUAUGGAAGCGUUUGAGGCGUUGAGGGAGAUGAAAUUUGAUGGGUUUAAGGGCGAUGUUAUUUGUUAUACCAUGGUUUUGGAAGGGGUGAUGUGUGCAGGGGAGUAUGAAUGUGGUGAACAAUUGUUUGAUGAAAUGGUUGUAUUGGGUUUGGUUCCAGAUUUAUAUACUUAUAAUGUGUAUCUUAACGGUUUGUGUAAGCAGAAGAAAUUUGGUGAUGCAAUUAAGAUGCUUUCUUGUAUGGAGGAGAUUGGGUGCAAACCGAAUAUGAUUACUUAUAAUAUACUAUUGCGAGGGAUGUUUGAGAGCGGAGAACUUGGUAUGGCUAGGGAAUUUUUAAAGUGUGUGAGAGCAAAGGGUGUUCGUUUGAACUCACAAACGUAUGAGAUAAUAAUUUGUAGGAUGGUUUAUACAGGUUGUAUUUCGGAAGCUUUAGAUCUUUUGGAUGAAAUGGUGGAAAAUAGAUUAGUGCCUCAAUCAUCAACAUUUGAUGAAAUCCUAUGUAGGUUGUGUAAGGAUGGAUUUGUUUCAAAAUCACUAAAUUUGCUUAAUGAGAUGCUCGGAAAGAAUGUUCUUCCUGGGUGUAGAUCAUGGGAAGCACUCAUUGUUGGACUUCAAAUUGAUCAUAUCUUGAAAAGGAAUACUAUAGGUGGUAAACCUGUUGAUGAUUCAGUUAGCAACGGAACAACUGAAGAAGCAGUGCUAGGAAUUUGAUAUAGCUCCUUUCCCUUCGUGAGUACACUAGAGGUUGUUAUGAAAUCGAAAAUAAAGAAAUCUUCAAGAAUGUCAAGCAAUGUUAAAGUGUCUAUGCAUUUGUGUUGUUGUGUAUGAUCUUGUGGUAAGUAUUCCCAAAGUUGUAUUUUUGUCCAAGUACUUGAUUAAUGCCAGUGUUACUUGGAGUAGACCUAAGUUGUACUCCUUGAGACCUUCUACUAAAGGGCGAUCAAGAAGAAGAAAGUUCAAACGGUGUCUCGUAGACAACAAACAUUAACGAGGCCAUAAAAAUGCUUUAGUAAUUUUGCAAGUUCUGCCACAGAAAGUUGGUUAGUUCUUUGCAUCUCUUAUUCCAGCUUAUAUGUAUAAGAAAGUUGUACAUAUACUCUUGUAUGAUUAGAAUUUUAUGCUGUUUUUCAGAAUCUAUAACAGAGACUUUAUGUGAUAUAUAGUAACCA